This is a messenger RNA of Haemonchus placei, 729 nucleotides long. The record is from the annotation of a GenBank genome assembly. Lineage: Eukaryota; Metazoa; Nematoda; Chromadorea; Rhabditida; Trichostrongylidae.
AUGAACGUCAAAGGUCGUGCAAUGGAAUUAUCCGACUUGACGGUGUUUCACAAUAGAGUACUUACCCCUGACGACAGGACCGGGCUGAUCAGUGAAAUCAGAGACAAUCAAAUUAUUCCUUGGGUAUUCCUGAAUUCUGGUCCUGGAAACACGACUGACGCUUUCAAAUGCGAAUGGAUGACCAUCAAGGAUGGUUUGCUCUACGUUGGAAGCCAUGGCGUUGAGUACAAAACUAAGCAUGGUACUCACCGAAACAACAUGUGGGUCAAAACUAUCACGUCGAAAGGAGAGGUCACCAACAAGAAUUGGAUUGACGUCUACAACAAAAUGAAGGCUUCCGUCGGUAUCCCUGAAGGAGGAUACCUAACACAUGAAGCCGUUCAGUGGUCAGAGAGACGAGGACGUUGGUUCUUCUUACCCAGAAAAGCGUCGAAAACUCCCUAUAAUGAAACAGUGGAUGAAAAGAGCGGUACCAAUCUCUUGAUAAGUUCCACAAAUCUCAACCAAUUCGAGUACAAAACGGUUGGCAAAGUUGUUCCUGAACGCGGGUACUCGGCUUUCGCCUUCAUUCCUGACACGAACGAUGAUCUCAUUGUCGCCUUGAAGUCGAAGGAAGUGGGCGAUUCCACCGCCACAUAUAUCACCGUAUUCAAUAUCGAGGGACAGGUUAUUCUUCAAGAUGAGGAGCUCAGUGGUGAUUACAAGUUUGAAGGAUUGUACUUCCUGUGA